This is a messenger RNA of Arachis duranensis, 942 nucleotides long. RefSeq lists its product as uncharacterized. NCBI's taxonomy places the organism in Eukaryota, Viridiplantae, Streptophyta, Magnoliopsida, Fabales, Fabaceae. The transcript has 9 exons. The record is from RefSeq and is a predicted model, not a curated record. Gene Ontology annotation, molecular function: nucleoside triphosphate diphosphatase activity. Bases 65 to 715 code for a protein of 216 amino acids.
CCUGUUUCUUAGGAAGCAUCUCUGUGCUUAUCAAAUUCUAUUCUAUGCUACUGCGUAGAGCAACAUGAGCGUACAUGACACGCUGCGCAGAGGACUAUCCAUGGCUGCGAAAAAUCCUUCGAUUAAGAUUAUUUUGGGUUCUUCUUCCAUGGCUCGAAGACAGAUUCUUGCUGAGAUGGGAUACGAGUUUACAAUAAUGACUGCGGAUAUUGAUGAGAAAAGUAUCAGGAAGGAAAAGCCAGAAGAUUUGGUUAUGGCAUUGGCUGAGGCGAAGGCAGAUGCUAUUGUGCAAAAGCUACUAAUUGGAAGUAACUUGGAGAAAGAUGGUCCCACCACUUUGUUAAUUACUGCAGAUACUGUUGUGGUGUACCAAGGAAUAAUCAGGGAAAAGCCAACUAGUGAGAAGGAAGCUCGGGAAUUCAUCAAAGGAUAUUCUGGUAGCCAUGCAGGUGUUGUAGGAUCUGUUAUGGUUACUAACCUCGUCACUAGAAAGCGCUCUGGGGGAUGGGAUAGUGCAGAGGUUUAUUUCCAUGAAAUACCAGAUGAGGUCAUUGAUAAUCUGAUUGACGAUGGAGUUACAUUUAGAGUUGCUGGCGGUUUGAUGCUGGAACAUCCACUCACAUUACCAUUUGUAGAUGCAGUGGUUGGUUCAACUGAUACUGUGAUGGGACUUUCCAAAGACCUAACAGAGAAACUCUUACUGGAAGUUCUAUAGCUGCUGCAAUCAUGUGAAUCGUGUUCCAAUUGAUGUAAUUGCUAAGAUUACUGCAACCAUAUUCAAAUGUUUGAAUUGAUGUGAACGAUUCAUGUAGUUCAAAGUAUAGGCAAGAAGGUGCAAGACCUUUCUGAAUGUGCAAUUUUCAAUCACAAUAUGUAAUAGUAUAUUAUUUAACUUCUGUGCUUCAUUGCUUCGUACUUUUUAGCAAUGCCAUGUAUGUGUAA